AGCUUUGGAUGUUUUCGUGAGCAGUGUGCUUUGCGUGUUAUUUUUCUACCGAAUAGCAUCAUGGAUUGUGAGAAAAUGGGGAAAUUGCCUGUGCCGAGAACGGACAGUGUAAGAGUGGCCGUGCGGGUGCGGCCGUUCAGCCAGAGAGAAAAGAACUCUGGAAGCCAGUGCGUGAUUUCCAUGCACGCCCGAAGCAUCACCAUCCGGGACCCUAAGGAUGCAGAGCUUGUGAAGACCUUUACCUUUGACCUCGCAUAUUGGUCUCAUGAUGGGUUUCAAAAGGAUGAAGACGGUGUUCUUAUCCCAUCCGAUCCCACCAGUAAAUUCGCAGGCCAGAGCGAUGUCUUCCACGAUAUCGGAAGGGGAAUUCUAGACAGUGCCUGGCAAGGCUACAAUGCUACUCUCCUGGCCUACGGCCAGACGGGCUCUGGAAAAAGCUACUCCAUGAUUGGCUACGGCGCAAACAAGGGUAUUAUUCCAAGAGUCUGUGAAGAGCUCUUCCAAGCUAUUGAGAAGCAAAAGGAGAGUCUAGAAGCCCAGGUCAUGUUUAGCAUGCUGGAGAUCUACAACGAACAGAUCAGGGAUUUGCUGUCGCGAACCAAAGCUCCCGGAGGGUUAAGAGUCAGGGAGGAUCAACGGCUGGGGUUUUUUGUGGAAGGUCUGAAGUGGGUGCCCUGUGAGGAUUCUGUACAAAUUGAGAAGCUGGUGGAGCAAGGAUCAAAAAUCAGGAUGACAGCGUCCACCAACAUGAACGCCAGCAGCAGCCGGUCCCACAUGCUAAUCGCCAUCCGGUUCAAGCAGGUUUUCCUGGACACAGCUCUCACCAAACAAUCCAGCAUCAACAUGGUGGACUUGGCAGGGAGCGAGAGGCAGAGAUCAUCAGGGUCUGAAGGAGACCGUCUGAGGGAAGGAUCAAGGGUCAAUUUAAGCCUAACCAAUUUAGGGAACGUCAUCAGUGCUCUGGCUGACUUGGCCAUGGGGAAGAAAGUUCUGCAUAUUCCCUACAGGGAUUCUGUUCUGACCAAACUGCUCCAGUCAGCUCUGGGUGGAAACAGCCGGACAACACUGAUUGCAGCCCUAAGUCCCGCUGACAUCUGCUACGAGGAGACCUUGUCGACGCUGAGAUAUGCGGAGAGGGCUAAGAAGGUUCGGAACAGAGCUGUAAUCAACACCUGUCCACUGGUGAGAGCGUCCAGGGCUGAGAAUGCUCUGCUGCUUGGAUUCGGGGGUGCUGGAGCAGCAGAGCACUCAGCCUGUUUCUGGGCAGAACAGCAACUGGGGACUUGGGGAACCUGGGCCCAGCUGCUGGAGCAGGCACGGAGAGAGUGGGAGCAACAGUACAUGGCUCUCGCACAGGAACAGCAGAUGGUAAAGAUUCUCCCACACCUUCUCAAUGUCAAUGAAGACCCACAGCUGACGGGGGUCCUCAAAUUCUUCAUUCACAAUGGCUCCUGUGAGGUUGGUCGGGCUGCUUCAAACGCCAUCUGUCUUCAAAGCCUGGGCAUUUCAGAUAAGCAUGCUUCCUUCACGAACAUGGAUGGUAAAGUGACGGUCGCUCCACACAUCACGGGCAAAGUCAUUGUCAAUGGGGUACCUGUCAGCAGCAGGACAAAGCUGCAGCAUUUGGACCGCAUCAUCUUGGGAUCCAACAGUGCCUUCCUCUACAUUGGGUUUCCCUCAGAGCGAGGUGCUGAGGACCUGGGCAGAUUCGACUAUGACUUUUUCCAGAUGGAGAGGGCAGCUGCCGAGGGAGUGAGUGUGGACAUGCUUGGUACGGCGAGCCCUGGAGAUGACCAAGCCGACCCCAGCAUCUUAGCUGUGUUCCAGGACUACAUCAAACUCAUGCCGCUAGUUGUGGAAGCAAAUCAGAUGAGUGAGGAGUUGAAGAAGGGGCUUAAAAUGGAACUGAAGGUGAAGAAUUUAGCAUCGUCAGAUUCCAGGGGCUGUGACCUCCAGAAAGAGGUCAUGGUGAAGGUGACCAAACAAGGGACUCAUGAGGUAUGGAUUUGGUCAAAAGCCAAGUUCAUCAACAGAAAAUUCCUCAUGGAGGAACUUUACCAGCGUUUCCUAGAGAGCAGAGACAGCCACGUGGCUCAGGAAGAUGACCCUUUCUGGGACCCUGUGGAGGUCCUUCACUUGGGCUCAGCACAUGUCUGGCUGCAGUCCCUGGCUCACCGCAUGAUGCUGGAGGAGCAGGUGGAAUUCCUCAACUGCGAAGGGCUGGAGGAGGCAGUGCUGCACAUUCAAAUAACCCCCUGCUCCCCAGAGGGAUGGGCACACGGUGAGGAAGACACGGUUAUUGACCCUUUGGAGCUACUGGGCAAGAGGAUUGACUUCCAGAUUCACAUCGUCCAGUGCCUUGGUGUCAAAUGGCUAAAAGAAGAUGCAACCCGGGGCAUUCAGCUGGGGUACAAAGUUUAUGAUCUUCCGAAUACUUUGUAUACCAAACCUGUGUGGCAAAGUGUGAAUCCCAGAGUUGAAGAGUCCGUCCACUUUGCAGCCUUGGGUGUGUCUCGAGAGUUUCUGAACUACUUACUGACGAAUGCCCUCGUUGUGGAUUUGUGGGGCCUCCAAGAAGGCUGUGCUCACUUGGGUGUCUCUCAGCCGGAUGUCCUGUUCACAGGGGAAGGCUACAUCAUGGUAGACACCAAGACAUUUUCCAGUGUGAAAGAUAUCACGUCCAACCAGGUGCCAGAACUUUAUCAGAAGCUGCUCAAGUUAGAGCAGGAGACGGAGCUGCUGAGAGAUAUUAACAGGGCCCUCAGAGGAGAGAACGUGUAUCUCAAGGCUGCACUAGAGAAUGCUGGUUCUGCUCCACAGGGCGAGAGACGGUACCACAAGCCAGAUAAUCCAGAAGGAGCUACAGUGACAGCUGCUGGAGAGGCUAAGCAAAUGUGUGCUCAGCGAGCCAGCUCUGACUCACAGCUGGCCAGAGCUCUGAAGGUGUUCUAUGGAGGCAUGAGUGUGGCCAGAGGACAGCUCCUCCGACUGAGGCAAUGCAGACCUCCCGAAGAUGACCAAAUGCUUCGGCCUUUUGUGCACCAGCAGUCCCAGAUGCUAAAGGAUUUGGAGGACCUGUUGGAAUCCAGUUUACAGAAGUUAAAAUCUGAUGUUGCUUUCAUAGUGAAGAAGAAGAAAGAGUAUCUCCUGCCCAGGGGACGGUGAGGAUGAGCCAGCUAAAAACUGCAAACACCUCGGACUCAAGAAACUUCAUAGACUCAUGUAACACUUGCCUCUUUUCCCACAAGGACUUGCUGUGUGGGACAGAAUUGCCUUCUCUUGUCCUAAUACAAGGAUCACAACCUGUGCCACCACCGCACUGGGCUAAGCUUAACUGAAUUUAAAACUCCUGUAAAAAAUACUGGGUGGUAGUG
This is a messenger RNA of Rattus norvegicus (Norway rat), 3374 nucleotides long. RefSeq names its product kinesin family member 28 (gene Kif28). Gene Ontology annotation, biological process: organelle transport along microtubule; microtubule-based movement. The coding region runs from base 61 to 3165 and encodes 1034 amino acids. Gene Ontology annotation, cellular component: mitochondrial membrane. Lineage: Eukaryota; Metazoa; Chordata; Mammalia; Rodentia; Muridae. Gene Ontology annotation, molecular function: microtubule motor activity; ATP binding; microtubule binding. The transcript is spliced from 23 exons. The record is from RefSeq and is marked validated.